Messenger RNA from Cloeon dipterum, 724 nucleotides. Its product is annotated as carboxypeptidase B-like. The transcript is spliced from 3 exons. The annotation marks the transcript as partial. Gene Ontology annotation, biological process: proteolysis. Gene Ontology annotation, molecular function: metallocarboxypeptidase activity; zinc ion binding. The record is from RefSeq and is a predicted model, not a curated record. Lineage: Eukaryota; Metazoa; Arthropoda; Insecta; Ephemeroptera; Baetidae.
AUUCACGCUCGGGAGUGGAUUUCCCCGGCCUCGGUGACGUACGUCAUCAAAGAGUUGGUGGAAAAUCGCACCGUAAACGCGUUCGCGCCAAAACUCGACUAUUACAUAAUACCAGUGACCAAUCCUGACGGCUACGAGUAUUCGCACACGAAAAGUCGGCUGUGGCGCAAGAAUCGACGGGACCCGACGAAAGCGUGUCCAGGCGUAGAUUUGAACCGCAACUUUGGCUACAUGUGGGGAGGCUUGGAUGCCAGUACCGCUCUUUGCUCUGAAAUCUACAGGGGAAAAUCUGCUUUUUCCGAACCUGAAUCACAGGCCAUCAGGGACGUCGUGACCAAAAUAGGAACUAGUGCUAAGGCGUACAUAGCAUUCCACAGCUACGGGCAGCAAAUCGUCUACCCCUGGGGCUACAAAAAACUUCUGACAAACGACUCUGCCGAUCUGGACAAAAUGGGCAAGAAAAUGGCCGCUGCCAUCACCAGCGCAGGAGGACCAGCCUACACUGUCGGAAACGCCGCCGUUGUUACGUACGCGGCCUCAGGCGUUUCUAGCGAUUUCGCGAAGGGCGGCGCCAACAUAAAGUACGCAUACACGAUCGAGCUGCGAGACAAAGGUUCGAAGGGAUUUCUGCUUCCUGCAACCCAGAUUGUGCCGACGGGAAAAGAUGCGUUUGCCGCUGUCAAAACUAUGUCUCUCGAGCUCAUUGCUGGCGCUUAAAUUCAAU